This is a messenger RNA of Neolamprologus brichardi, 11878 nucleotides long. RefSeq names its product protein ELFN1-like. Gene Ontology annotation, molecular function: protein binding. Lineage: Eukaryota; Metazoa; Chordata; Actinopteri; Cichliformes; Cichlidae. The record is from RefSeq and is a predicted model, not a curated record.
UAUAUAAAUAUAAAUAUCCCAGUAUCAACAAAGCCACACAUACUGCCAGAGGCAACGAGGGGACGUUGGUGCCGCGGACACCAGCGAGGCGAAGCUUUUCUUCUUCUUUUUCUACGCUUGCAUCUGGAACAGGCAUCUCUUCUUUGGCGACAAAUUUCUCUAGGGUUCAGGCGUCAUUUGUAUCCCCCUCCCAUUGCUUGAAAUACUCUGAGAGCAGCUUCGAAAGAGGCAAUGGUGGAGAAGAAUGGUGAAGAUGAUUCUCUCCCCAGUUGCUCAACAGUGAUGUGAAAAGUGCUCUGAGACUGAAGGCUCAGCUGGUUUGGAAAAGACCUCCAUCUGCAAAGGGACCGGUUCUCACACCAAGUACAGAGCAGCACGCAAUGAGGAAGAAAGAAAAGAGGUGCUUGUCCAAUCAGAGGUGCAGAUGGCCACAGAAGACAUGAAUACCAGCCAAUCUGGCACUAGGACGACUUCCACUUGCCAAAUCAUACAUAAAUCAAAUGUGACCCUGCUAAUUAAUCGACUUAUACAGUUUACCUAGACACACAUACUACCAAUGAAGUGUUACAUCCCAUUCAUGCACUCUAUUUCUUCAAGCUUUUAGCAAUUCCUCGGUUUGGCACAUUUGCCGCUCAUAGAACAGUCACAAUUCUCAAGAAAAGCAAAUCCCUGUUCAUGAAAAUAUAACCGUUAAAAAACCCUCCCACCCUCCCUUCCCAAUGGCUCCAGUCUACAAGAAUAAAUGUUAGAUGGCGAGCAACUCUGGUCGGCUUUCUCCAGCGGAUACUGCAAUGACAUCCCAAAUGGCCCAGAACACUGAACAGGGACGGCAGCGACAUAACACGACUGGAGGGUCUUCAUCAGUGGUCUUGUCUACAGCCAGCUCCUUCUUCUGUUUCCUUGCACUGCUUUCAAUGAUGCGGCUGCCGGUGGUUAAGGCGGACUGCUGGCUUAUUGAAGGGGAAAAAGGCUUUGUGUGGCUGGCUAUCUGCAGUAUGAACCAGCCUCCCUACGAGGCCAUCCCCUCCCACAUUAACAGCACUAUUGUGGAUCUGAGGCUGAACGAGAACAAGAUACGGGCGGUCCAUUAUUCUUCACUGAGUCGCUUCAGCAACCUCACCUAUCUGAACCUGACCAAGAACGAUAUCAGUUACGUGGAAGAUGGAGCGUUUUCAGCACAAUUUAAUCUGCAGGUUCUCCAGAUGGGCUUCAACAAGUUGAGGAACCUGACAGAGGGCAUGUUGCGAGGCCUGGGCAAGCUGCAGUACCUUUACCUGCAAGCCAACCUCAUUGAGACUGUUACACCCAACACCUUCUGGGAAUGUCCGAAUAUAGAGAAUAUAGACCUCUCCAUGAACAGGAUUCAAGUGCUGGAUGGCAGUUUGUUCUCUGGACUCUCUAAGCUGACCACCUGUGAACUUUACACUAACCCCUUCAAUUGCUCUUGCGAGUUGCUGGGUUUCCUUCGCUGGCUUGCAGCCUUCCCCAACAGGACCAGUGAGAGGAUGGUGUGUGACUCCCCUCAUGGAUUCUCUGGGUACAACCUUCUCAACCAAAAUCCUCGCAUGCUUAACCAACGCAGUGCUCUGUAUGCGCUCAGUCACGUGUGCACAGAUGACAGCAGUAGCGCAACAUCCUUCUAUGGUAUUGAUUCCACAACUCCUCCGCCAGAUUUCGCCUCUCCCUGCGGACUGGAUGAUUGCGCUUCUGGGACCCCUCCUGAUGGGGGUGAGGUGAUCAGCUUGAGUCCCAUUUUCCCCGAUGCCAAACCCAUUAUGACUGAAAAGCAAGUGCUACAUUCGAGCGCUGUGAUAACGGUUCAGAUUCCCGAUCCGUACAAGAAAAUGUACAUCCUGAUGCUUUAUAACAAUAGCUUCUUCACGGAUAUUCAGAAUUUGAAAGAUAAAAGAGAAGAUAUUGAGUUAAAGAACUUAAAACCAAACACUGACUACACCUACUGUGUGGCUUCUAUACGAAACUCCCUUCGCUUCAACCACACCUGUCUGACCAUCUCAACAGGCCGCCGAGUUGGAACAGAGAGAUUACCCACUCAGUCAUCAGCAACCCAUUACAUUAUGACAAUUUUGGGAUGCCUGUUUGGAAUGCUUGUGUUCCUUGGCUUUGUUGUCCACUGCCUGAGAAGAAAGAGGAUCAUGGAGGAAAAGGAAAGGAAGAUGAGCAGGAUCCAGAGAACACUGAUAGAGCUAAAGUAUGGUGGAGAAGGGGAUAUAGAAGGAGGGAGUGGAGGAACCGUUUCCCAGAAGCUUGGUGCUGGGGACAGUCUGUCCAGAAUGCCCUACCUACCUCAGGGUGGUGAGAUAGAUCCAUACAAGCUUCAGGAGGUGAUAGAGACACCGGCCCACAAGCCCCCUAAACUCAACUAUAUGGAGGUGAGAGGGUCGGACAUUGAAAGGGAGAGAGAACGAGAGAGAGAAAGGGAGAUGUCACCGCAAGCAAAUCCCCAAGGCUCAGUAGCAGAGAUCUCUACCAUCGCCAAGGAAGUAGAUAAAGUUAACCAGAUCAUCAACAAUUGUAUAGAUGCUCUCAAAUCUGAAUCUACCUCCUUUCAACAGGGGAUCAAAUCCCCCUCUUCUGCAGGUGGAGGAGCUGUUUCAACAGCAGAGCCACAGCUGGUGCUUCUGUCUGAGCAAGGAGAAAGGGAACGAGGAGGUGAGUUCCUCUCCCCGGUGUACAAAGGAGGGAGAGGAGGAAGAGAAGAGAGGGGGAGAAGUUAUCAUCAUUCAUUACAGCGACACCACAGCAUGGAGGCUCCUCCAACAUCUAAAAGGCCCAGCACGUCCUCCUCUCCCGGCUCCGCCCGGAGCCCUCGCUCCUUCCGCUCAGAGGGAGGGUACCACUCAUCAGAGUCCCGCUACAUCGAGCGAGCCUCACCAGGGGAUCGAGGGGAAAGGGGGGGCGGGGGAGGUGAGCCCAUCCGCACAGUCACCCCGGCUGCAGCCAUCUUACGAGCUGAAGCCCAGAGAAUCCGCCAGUACAACGAGCACCGUCACUCCUACCCCGGCUCCCAGCAGCAUCUCCAGGAGCUGCAGCACCACCCCCAGAUCCUGCAGGAACUCCACCACCACCCAGGGGGCCGCAAGCCCUCGAUGUUAGACCCCCUCACUCUCAGCAGGCAGGCCAAGCAGAGGGAGUUAGCCUACUCCCAGCUUUCGCCACACUACCCCCUCUCGCCACAGUACCACAACCUGAGCUACUGCUCCAGCCCCGAGGAAGACGAGGAGGAGGAAGGGCUCCUCUGCACCCCGACCCUGGGGCUGUGGGAGCGGUUCAAACUGCAUCGCAAGAGGCACAGGCAGGCAUCUAUGGAGGAUGAAGGCUACGUGGCAGCCGGACAUGCGCUGAGGCGAAAAGUUCAGUUUGCCAAGGAUGAAGAUCUCCAUGACAUACUGGACUACUGGAAGGGCGUGUCCGCCCAGCAGAAGGCCUGAUCCCACGUGUGGAGAUCCCCCCAAACCAUCCGAAGAUGGAAAAUUAACAAAAGUGCAUCCAUGACAUACUGAUACACAGUGACUUAUUCAACAAAGAGCUGUAAAUACACACAAAUGCACACAUCUUACAGGAGCUACAGAAUCAGAUUGCACAUACGUGUACACACAGACACACACACGGACAUACUUUACACAAACUAAGCCUUUUCUUCUGAGAGCACGGAGGAGGACCAAACUAAUAUAUUAUACUGAACGACAAAAAUUAUAACAUAUAGAGACUGAGUUACUUUUUGUAAUGUAAUGGAAGUUAUAGCUCAGACUUAUGUAGCUAUUUGUACUAAGUUUUGAAUGAAGAAAAGCAGAAUCAUCAUUAAGAAUAGAAACCUUAAAUGUUGCUGGGCGGGCCAUCCCGAACAGUCCAGGGAUGCUUUCAAUCUCGUCGCAGCGGUGUAUAAUAAAGACUUUGCUUUUCCAGAGAGGUUGUUUUUGCAUCGCGUCCUGCGAUGCUGCCACAUGGGUAGACUUUUUAAAUUUUAUUUUAUUUAUUUUUUUAAACUUCUGUGAUUUUGGAGAUUGAAAACAUCAAAAGCAACAAAUUCUGGAUGGGUCGCCGGGCUACAGUAAUAUUUAACUGUGCUGAGAAUGAGUAGGUAGCUCUCAUCAGAGAGUGAAUAUAAUGUGCCAAAUCAACCAAGGGGAUAGUAGAGCCCUACUGUGUAUCAACUUCUCCUCACCACUGUUUUUAUAUACAGGAUUUAAAAAAAAGGGGAAAAAAACUGCUAAUAUGAUAUGUUGUUAUUACUAUUCAUUAUUCUUAUUAUCAUUACUGGUCUUCUAUUAUUCCUAUGAUCCUCAUCAUUAAUAUUCUAUUAUUUGAAUAUGGCAUGGCUCUAUCGUGUGACUGUGUUUUUUUGACUGUUUUGAAACUCUCAGCUGAGAAGUGUACACCAACAGAGACACAAACAGUCGAUGGACAAGACUUUUGAGUUCUCCUUUUUCUACCAAGAGGAAUGUGCUCCUCGCCAAGCCAGAAACAAGCCCACCUUUUCUCUUGGUGAACCCCAUCCCGCCCACACCCCACCCUAAUCCUCCUAAAGAGGAGAACGUUGUACAGAUGAGAGAGAGAAGUUCUAUAUUUGCAAACAGAGGUGACUGUUUUGUUUGUACAACAUGGGUUUUGAAAUCUUUCAGACUUUUCAGAAAUCAGAAUCCUGAGUUAGUCACCUGCCGGAUCACUUACAAAUGGUACGUUUUUGAUUUUGAAAUCGAACUUCAAAAAAAGAGAAAAACAAUUCUAAUCUUCAAAUGAAUGUCUUCAAUUCCCGUAGGGAAAGCAUAUCUGCACUGUUCAAAAUCAAAAAACGACUCUUAGAAAAAAAAGGAAAAAAGACCUAAAACUCUCAGCUUCCUUCCCGAUACACUGUAGCGCCACUGUGUUUUUAUCGACAAUUCACCCCCCCGAUCCCAACCCUAAAGCCCAUCGCCCCGCCUCCCUCACCUUCCCCUCCCUCGUCCCAUCUCCCAGGGUUUUAACGUUUGACCUUUUUUUGAAUUCUUCUGGUUCCACUGUGGUGCCAUCGUGCUAACUUGACAAAUCGCAACACAUUUGAGACGAUUUUAAGUACUACUAUUUACAGACCUCUUACCUUCGCAUCAAUACUUGUCAGUGUGCCAAACAGAACUACGAUUUGCACAAAAUGAUCCACCACCAUUGGCUCACUGCUUCCCCGCCUCCAAUCAUUUUUAAGACCAAAGUACUGUGGUAGUAAAUUGACACCUUACCCUCCCCAACCCGCCCUCUCAAAGCCAGGACCCAACUGUUGACCCACCAUCAUCCUCACAGUUAACGACUCUAGCACAUGCAUACAUGCAACUUCAAGUGUACUCAUGCACUCGCAACCAACACACAGAUGAAUGUAUUCUUCGAGAAGUUAAUACUGUUCAGCAGCUGGAUUCUGAUGAACGAGCUGCAUUCAGUCUUUGUGCCCAUUGUCUGAGAGAAAACUCUCUUUGAGAUGGCCAAUUGUGAGACCAAGAAUUGGGCGAUCAAUAAGAAGCGAUCGGCUUCCUAUAGAAUCAAAUGUGACCAAAUUGGUGCACACAGUUGACCAGUUUGUCCUGGAAGCCCAAAGCAGUUGCUAAAGAGGUUCUAUUUAAGUACUGGCAGUUGGUUGUUUCUUUUUUUAAAUAUAUGAAGUGUUAUGGUAAAAUGUGAUUAGUAUCACUUAUGUGGUGAACAGAGACUUUGUGUAUAUCUGAAAUAUCUGCAGGAUUUAAACACUGGAGGUGGAAAAUAGGAGAAAAAAAAUGUGAUAAUAUACUUUACACAGAACUGUGCUACAACAAGUCAUUUAAUGAGACUGUAAACCAGGGGUGGAGUCAACAGAGUUUCAUAUCAAUGCACUUUGAAUUUAACGCUAACCAGUUUUGCGACAUGAUUUGAAACAGAGUUGACUCCAACCUUGAAACGAUGACACUGAAAAUCUACAGAGAACACAACAGAGAUGGCAAACAAUGACAAGUUUAUUGUUGAGUGGAAACACUGUAAAAAAAAAAAAAAAAACAAAACUUUUUUUCUCUGCUAUAAUGAGUUCAGAAUGCUCAAGUCAUUAAGCCCGGUUAAAGCCAUAAUCGCGUGUGGGUAAAAUCAUCACAGCUGUCUGUAGCACCGCAAAAAGCACAUUCAUUUGUGUGGCUGGAAUAGAAGAAAAAAGGCAAAUUUUUUAAAAUGUUUUUCUUCUUCCCUGACACUGCAGCGGCUAUGACAUGGUUCCUCUGCUGCUGCAGCGAACAAUCCAACUCUGAUCUAAAAGGAAACUGAUGAGCCGUGGCUGUUGCUGCGUUACACGUUCCAGAUUGUGGCUUUAACCAAACAAUAGCCUUAAAACAUUCUUUUUUUUCAUCUUUUUAACUUUAGUGUUGCUUUGAGAAUUGAAAACAAAAAUAAUCCUGAUUUCUUAACAUAUACUUCACCCGACUGCAAUUUUAUAAUUGCUUGAUUCUGAAGCCUCACUUGAGCAUUCUUUUAGUAACAGUAAUAUCAAUGUAGCGAUGUAUUCAAUUACUGUUUUUGGUUUGUUUUUCUUUUUUUUCAUUAUGUUUUAUAAACAGUAAUGGCCUGUCUUAUCAUGUGUCAGAGAGUAGCAGAGCUCACCUCGAGUAAGACACAAACGAGCUGAUGGUCAAGGUGACCAGACGGCGGUGACCCCAAUCAGCGCUGCUAUUCUUUGAACCGUGAUGAAGUGAAACUGUGUUUUUGAAACAACAAUGCCUAGAAAGUGGAAAUAAACCGAGGUCCUACUAACAGAGAGAAAUGACAAUGGAGCAUGCUGCAAGGAAAUCCUCAGUGGAAGCUUGUGUUAUAUUCUUCUAGUGAAUGACUCAGGAGCAAGAGAGGAAGUGAGAGAGAGAGAGUGAGAGAGAGCGAGAGAGAGAGAGAGAAAGCUCUACCAUAGGAUCUCUCAGAGGCUUUCUUUAUUUUAUUGUCAAAAAAAAUUAAAAUGAGCACAAUAAAAAUAGCCUUCCUUUCACUGUCUCCUUUCCCUGGAGAAACCAUACAAAUGCCACAAGUGCCAGAAGUAUCACAGGACUUUCAUUUCGCAUUUAAAAGAUGUUUGAUGGAUUACAUUUGCUGGGAUAAACUUUUACUUGUAUAGCCAUAGAUAAUUCUGGUCUCAUAUGUUUGUGACAAGGUUGUGGACAUUUUUGCUUUUAUCUCAAGGCGGAAGCCAAAAAGAAACCGUUUGUGGUUCUCAGUGCUGAACAUUUCAGGAGACAUCUUUUUCCACAAAACUAUAUCAGUUACUCUGCAAAAUACACAAAAGAUCUUGUGGGAAGUUUUAAAAUAGUUAUACUCAAAAAAGCUGACGGUGAAACCUUUGGAUCCUUUAACACAAGUAAAUAAAUGUUCGUCAGUUUUAGGAUAUUUUAUCUCUCAGAUUUCUGCCUCCUUAUAUAGUGGAGGGAAAUGACAUUAUUUGUGGUGCUACUGUAACCCGUGUGUGCGUGUGUUACACCUGUUGUCUGUGUUAUGUUCUGUUUUGAAAUAAUGAGACGGGAUCUCUGGUUCUUUAGUUUCAACCGAAUGAAAUACAGAAAUACUGAAAACCAUGAGUUGUGUGUGCUGGGCGCCUGCGAGGCCUGAAUAACAUAGUAAUGUUAAACUAAAAACAUAAACUGGUCCAUCACUGACUUGAAUUAAACAAUUAAUCAGGCAAAUAAAUUCAAAUUUGUAACCUGGAUCGUUAAAAACUUUAGUUAGUGAAAUCAAAUCUCUGCAGGAUUCACACAGGAAGAAUAGAACAGCAUACAGCAGUUUGUAGUUCAUAUUCAAAUUGCAAGUAAUGGAUUUAACAACUGUUAUCAACAGAGUGCAAAUGCAUGGUAACCUACCUCCAGCCUUAUGGGAAAACACUGUGACCGGAGAACACCAGCACAGACUCAAACCACACAGGCAGGAGAUUAAAAUCCAAAAUAAAUUAUUUAACAGAAAAACGGGUGUUUGGGGGAAAUUCUUAAACUUGCAUCACAUCAGCUGCUAAAGUAAUAACAGUCUGACCUUUGAAGAAGUAGGGCGCACACAGAAAUGCUAAGAACUAAGAUAUGUAUUCAGAGACUGCAUUUAAAAGAUGGAUGAAGCCCCUGUGACGACGUCCUAGUGUUUCUGAAGUCCUGUCUUUGACUUCUGCUUUGCAGCUGGUCAUUUCUGUCUUUUGGGAUCCAGAAGUGACCAUAUUUUCAAGAAUGGGUAGAGUCCCAAGUUUUCAGCUAACGCUAAAAAGCUUGGUUAGCAAGACGCACUCACAGCUAGCCUAUAGAUACUAGCUCAUUAGUUCUAAGUAUCAGACUAAGAAAAUACCAGGACUUCACUCACCAAGACUGGAGGACAUUCCUCUUGAGUAGAGGUGCUAGCAAGUCAUUUUAUUGUUACAUAUUUGCAUUAAAAAUAGCCUAAAACAUAAAUGAGUAAUAAGGCUCAGAGACUAGAAUUAGCUGAGUUGUUGACAUCUUGGUUUUGCAAAAUCCAACAGGAUAAGGAGGGGUGGGUCUGACUGUGAACCUGCUUGGUCAAGUCAUUAGUCAAUAAGCAAACCACAGAUAAUCCUCCAUUUUUUUUUAACAUAAUAUAACCAAUAUUUACAAAAAAGAAAAAAAAAAGUUUAAUGUUUUAUUCAAUAUGAUCAAAACUGCUGACUCAAACUUGUCAGGAAAGCGUUUAUAGAAGUGAAGAAAACAAUUGCAAUAGAGCUCUACGAUAAUUAAGUGAAGUUGAAAAUAAAUAUAAACUGCGAAGAAUCACAGUAAAAUAUGAUAAUAAAAAAAAAAAUUAAAGUGUCAUUGACUGCAAAACAAAUGAAAUUAAAUCAGAGAAUAUUUAAUACAAACUCAGGUUAAAGAAGUUUUUAAAUGUUUUAAAAGUCCACAGAGUCAGCUAGAUGUUGUGGGAGAUGUUCCAAAAUCUUGGUGCCACAGACUUAAAGGCUCUGUUUCCCCCUCUUCUUCAACCUUAUAUGAUGAAAAACUACAAAUUCUGAGCUUGUGAACAAAGACUGUGAGCACAAGUGUGUUUAGUGGCAAGCUGGAAUACAUAGUCUGCAGAAUGUUUGUUUAAUUGUCUGUAUGUGUGAAAAAAAAAAUGCAGAAAGAAAAUAAUAAUGGACCCAGGACUGAACCCUGCAGAACCCCACAGUAAUGUUAGAGGAGAACUGGCGUACCCUAACAAUCACAGUAAUAGCAAUCACAGCUAUCACAUCUGGUGGCUUUCAGAUACAUAUUGUAUGCUGUCUGUUGCUUAAAUAAUGGCUAGCAAAUAGAAUAUUCAUUAUGGUCACCACCUGCGUUUCUUUCGUUAGCAUCCAAACAUGUACUAAUUAAAACUUAGCAUAAAGAGCAGGUGAAGCUCAUGGAUAAGACAUUGAUUUGAAUUUGAACUCUAACUCACCAAAAUCACCAGGAUCCUACCUCUGGGGACCAUGAAUGUCUGUACAACAUGUAAUGAUAAUGCAUCUCAUGGUUAAGUAUGGAAAUGGACAAACCCCUGCACAAAGAGCCAGCAUCACAGAGUGUCUGUGAAGAAAUCACUUACUUUAUUAUUUUGAAAUGUUCAACUGGGACCAUUUUUAUAAUACAAAACAACCAAUAAACCUGCAGCUACCCUCACUGUGUAGGCAGAAAUCUGAGAGACAAAUACAGCAUCUCGAACCUAUAAACAAAGCUAAACGAUCUUUAUAGCUAGAAGCAAGCAACCUGACACAUUACAGAUGAUUGAGGGUUAUACCAACUGACACGUAUUGAUAAAAAAUAAUUACAUAGAUACUUAUUAAUCCCAAAGGAAAGUUUAAAAAGCUGCUUUCAGCUGCUUCCUUAUUCACAGCAGGUUGCUCUGAGAUGUGAUUUGGCAGAUUUGUAUACUCUUCCUGAUGCAACCCUCAAAGGAUUUGUGUCUCCUCCUUGGAUUAAAUCAGGGAUCUUUCAUUUGUUAGGUGAAUGCGUAAACACUAUGGAGCCACUAUUUAGGUACUUGAACAGUGUCCUGCCAUCUGAUAUGUAGUUAAGACUGGCUGACAAAUCAUACAGAGGUAUUUAUAUUUAGUUUUGACCUAGAGCCUGAGGCCAGUUUGUAAAAAAACAUGGAGACAUCACAGUAAUGAAAACUAGUUGAUCUCUGACUAACUGAUGCUUGUAAAAAGUUUUUGUCUUGUACUUAAAUAUAUUACUAUUAAAUAAACUGCAUAACAUAUGUAAAAUAAAAUAAAUCAGUUUUGACAAACCUACACACCACUUGAAGGUGAACAUUUCCCCUUAAGAAAACGUGGAUGGAUAUGGAUACUGACAAAUCUACGACGCCCUCGAUAAAGAUCGCACUUUGGAUUGACAGCACGGUUGGGAUGGGAUGCUCACUUUGCUCGAUUUUAAUUUGACAGAUAGCAGUUGAAUGGACCAAAUGAACCUGUCUAAUGAAAACUUUAUUGACAGUAAGUAUUUCUGCACAGUGUGUGUCAAAACAUAUUUUGAAAUUUUGUGUUUUAUAUGCUGACAAAUAUGCAGCAUUAAAAGCAACUUUGACAGAUUGAAGAAAACUAGACAUUCUCCUUCUUUGUGCAGGGAACAAUCGGCGUUUGUGCAUACGGCGCUGCUGAUGUAUCCCACUUCUCGGGCUGUUUUGUGCAAAACAAAACAACAAAAAAUAAUUUGACAUGGCUGGAGAUUGAACUGCCAGCAGCUUAAAUAAUAGUGCAAAAUCUGGGCUACCUGUACAUACACAAGGGAAUUUUAACUUUCUCAAACAACACAGGAAAUUUUCCACAUAGUUAGGCGAUACAAUUUUCUCUCAGAGGCUUUGCUGUGCGUGAAGCAGGUGAGUGCACUGAUAACAGACAUCAAUGCAAUACAAGGCAGACGUUUUAAUGCUGUGCAAUGACGGGGUUACAAGAGAAAUUCGAAAUCAGUUCUUUUACAAAUGCUGGUCGUUUUACAACACAUGGACGGUUAUGUCACAUUCGGUGAUUGUAAGUGACUGUACUCCACUACUUCACUGCUUUUCAGGCAUUUCUUUCUUUCUUUUAUACAAGGUGAAUUUACUGGUACUGUUAAAAGUAUUCAAGCUGUGAAAGCAGGAGGAGCUCUGUCACAUCUGAGGAAAGCACUUGAGCGACAGCACCCGAGCUGGUCUGCAGAACGCACACUCUGAACACAAAUCCUGGUUACAGACCAGGUUAUUGAAAGGGAAUGUGUUUUUAACCAUUAUUAUGGCAGGUAAGGGCUAAUAACAAGACAAAAUCAAGUUAAAGUUUGCAAAGUGUAGGGACUUAAAGUGGCUCCGAGCUGUGAGGGGAAACAGCUGUGCUCGUUUCCAGUCUAGCCCCUUCAACUCGGUGUGCUGUUGUGGAGGGUCUCUUAGUUGAGGGGUACGGCACGGAUACAUUGGCAAGCUUUGGAAAAUCCUUGCUCUUCUACAGAACCAGAAGAGAACUUAAAAUCAGCAUCCAUGCCGAUUUACACUGUUAUAACGUGGAUGUAUUACAAUCAAAAAUGUGUCUUCUGUUCUGCAUUCAGUUGUUUCUUCCUUUUUGUCUUCUGUCAUUAGCUUUUAUAAUGCCAAUAAAAAAAGAAUACAAUAAUAAAGUACAUAAAUAGCUACAAUCACAGACAGCAUAAAAGAUGGCUGUGAUGAUGUCUCCGGCUGGUUUCUGAAGUCCUGUUUUGAAGCCUCGAGGUGAGCGUCUCCGACAUUGCUACUCCGUAUGCAACAUACUGGAUGUGACAGGAAGGGAUGGGUCUCACCUUGAAACAGUGAUCAGCUAAUGACUUCUUACUGACACGGUUGUGUUAUAUGUUUGACAACAUGUAUUCCAGUAUAUUGUUUUUAUAGUUACUUACAAUGACUGCAGCAAGAUGACAUUUUAUAGAGUCUGCCUUCAAAUACAAGA